CUGCCCUGUCCCUUCCCCAGCUGGCCGGAGGCGUGAUCCUGGGCGUGGCCCUGUGGCUGCGCCAUGACCCGCAGACCACCAGCCUGCUCUACCUGGAGCUGGGCGACAGGCCUGCACCCAACACCUUCUACGUCGGCAUCUACAUCCUCAUCGCCGUGGGCGCCGUCAUGAUGUUCGUGGGGUUCCUGGGCUGCUACGGGGCCAUCCAGGAGUCGCAGUGCCUGCUGGGGACGUUCUUCACCUGCCUAGUGAUCCUCUUUGCCUGUGAGGUGGCCGCCGGCAUCUGGGGCUUUGUCAACAAAGACCAGAUCGCCAAGGACGUGAAGCAGUUCUACGACCAGGCCCUGCAGCAGGCGGUGGUGGACGACGAGGCCAACAACGCCAAGACCGUGGUGAAGACCUUCCACGAGACGCUCAACUGUUGCGGCUCCGACGCGCUGACCACCCUGACCACCUCCAUCCUCAAGAACAACCUGUGUCCCUCCGGCAGCUCGCUGUUCACCAACCUGCAGGCGGACUGCCACCAGAAGAUCGACGACCUCUUCUCCGGGAAGCUGUACCUCAUUGGCAUCGCGGCCAUCGUGGUCGCCGUGAUCAUGGUGAGUGGGCGGGUGGGCGCCUUCCCUGCCCCCUCC
This is a messenger RNA of Myotis brandtii (Brandt's bat), 635 nucleotides long. It is a transcript of the gene CD81, whose product is annotated as CD81 molecule. The annotation marks the transcript as partial. Gene Ontology annotation, cellular component: membrane. The transcript is spliced from 6 exons. NCBI's taxonomy places the organism in Eukaryota, Metazoa, Chordata, Mammalia, Chiroptera, Vespertilionidae. The record is from RefSeq and is a predicted model, not a curated record.